Rosa chinensis is the source of this 1522-nucleotide messenger RNA. RefSeq names its product phytosulfokine receptor 2. The coding region runs from base 236 to 1351 and encodes 371 amino acids. Gene Ontology annotation, molecular function: protein kinase activity; ATP binding. Lineage: Eukaryota; Viridiplantae; Streptophyta; Magnoliopsida; Rosales; Rosaceae. The record is from RefSeq and is a predicted model, not a curated record. The transcript has a single exon. Gene Ontology annotation, biological process: protein phosphorylation.
AUACUCAGACUCAGUCAAACUCCAUCCAUCCCAGCUUCCACGAAACUCACCCCCUUCAUCACACUGCCCUCCCUUUUUCAAUUCCUCCUUACCUAAACCACUGCCCCUCGUACUCACCACAACCACACCAGCAGACCCAUUCUCGCUCUCAAACAACGACCAAGACCCAUAUAUUCUCUUUCUUUCCUCUUUUGAUUUGAUUCCGUACGUCCAAUCUCGAACCACCACCGUGGCCAUGGACAAGACUCUCCAAGCCGUUCUCGCAGCCACCGGAAGCUUCUUCGCCAUAACCGUAAUCUUCGCCUCCGUCUACUUAAUCUGCAAGGGCGCCAAGUGCAAGUCGACCGGCUGCCGCCGCACGAACCGGGCAGUCCGCAACCGGACGACCCAGCUGACCAGAAUCACCGUCGACGAGAGCGCCUCCUUCGAUCCCUCUCUCAAGGUCUCCAUGGAUGAAGUCGUCAAGGCCACCAAGAACUUCAACAAGGACCUCGUCGUCGGCGACGGCGGCUUCGGCCUCGUCUACAAGGCCCAGCUCUCCGACGGCCUCAAGGUCGCCAUCAAGAAGCUCGAUCCCGACGCCUUUCAAGGCUUCCGCGAGUUUCGGGCCGAGAUGGAAACCCUAGGUAAGCUCCGGCACCCCAACCUUGUUAGGAUUCUCGGAUAUUGCGUGUCCGGCGCCGAUAGGAUUCUGAUUUACGAGUUUAUGGAGAGGGGAAAUCUGGACCGUUGGCUUCACGACUCCUCGUCAACGGACUUUGAUGGCUAUGAUGACACGUCUGGGUGUAAAUUACCGCUAUCCUGGAAAACGAGGAAUAAGAUCGUUAGGGGCGUGGCCAAUGGGUUGGGCUUUUUGCACAGCUUGGAGAAGCCUAUAAUCCAUAGGGAUAUCAAGGCUAGCAAUGUUUUGUUGGACAGGGAGUACGAAGCCCAUAUUGCGGAUUUCGGGCUCGCGAGGAGCAUCGACAUGUCGCGGUCCCACGUGUCGACGCAAUUUGCGGGUACCAUGGGGUACAUGCCCCCCGAGUACAAAGAAGGGUUCACGGGGGCGACCGUGAAGGCGGAUGUGUAUAGUUUUGGGAUUUUGAUGUUGGAGGUUGCGACCGGAAGACGGCCGAAUCUGCCGAGCGUGUUUGACAAAAAAGAGAUGGGAUUGGUGGAAUGGGCAAGGAAAAUGGUGGCCCAAAACCGGCAAAUGGAAAUGGUGGAUCCAAGUAUUUCAAGGGAGGAUUUAGAUGAAGGAAAUGUCAAGAAGUAUUUUGAAAUUGCUGGUGAAUGUGCUCAUGAGUCUUCAAGGCAAAGGCCCCCAAUGAAAGAUGUCAUUGAGCUGUUAAAGGAGCUUCCGACGUGAAUUAGCAAGGCAGUUUUUUGUGUUGGGAGUAAAAUUGUUUAAAGUAUUAUGCUAUUAGUUGUUUUAAUCGUUUGUAAAUUAGAUAUUGAACCAAAAAACAAUUAAGUGACAUGAAUAGAAGAUUUAGAUUGUGUGUGGUCUUUGGAUCGGAUAAAUCAUAUUUGUAGUUCA